GAACGCCGCGUCGUCGUCGCGGGCUCCUGAAACGCAGUUUCCGCGAAUCGCUGCUCGGCGAAAAAAGUGCGUGCACGCGUGCCGCUCCGAUCGCUCGUGAUGUCAGUCAGGCGAUGUGCCACCGUCGGCCUGGGAGUCGUCGCGUUGUUCCGAUGAGAGAACAAGGCAGACUGAAAGCGCAGCAUCCGCAGAUGCAGCCAACAUGGAUUCCCACGUUGGUCUCGACUACAUUGUGGAUAAUCCCGAUUAUUGCGUCAAGCUCGCCUCAGCGUUGGAGACGGCAUGUCCAUCCGUGAAGAAACAAGUCGUGGAGCUGUUGUCGGCGUUGUGCGUCUAUAGCCAAGACGGCAGGCAGAGAGCCAUCGAUACUCUUCACACAUACCAGGAGCGGAAGGGCGAGCGUUAUCGAUUGCGAGUCGUGGUCGACGAGCUGCAGAAAGCGACGGCCGAGGAUUACCAGACGGCACUGCUGGCGUUCAUAAAUUGUUUGGUCAUCUCGACGCCGGUGCUCAAGGACCGCAUACGUAUUCGCAACGAGUUCAUCGGCCUGAAGCUCCUGCCAAUACUGAACGAACUGCGGAAAAGUCAUGCGCCGGAUGUGAGAGUACAGCUGGAUGCCUUCGACGAUCAGCGGGAGACCGACGAGGAGCUCACGAAUCACGGACCGCCCGGGAUCGAUCUCUCCUCUCAUGUAGACGUCUUUUACGCCAUCCUUGGCCAAGUCGCAGAUACUCCGCAGGAGAUACCCUUUCUGAGUGUCUUGCAGCAUCUGCUGCGGCUGGAUCCAAAAGACGCCGCCAGCGAUCUAGCAUGGGACACCGCGGAGACCCUGGUGCAUCGAGCCACGUUACUGGAGAGUCGGGAGGACGCCACCAAGUUGCUGAGGUCGCCUAGUCUUCAAACGAAUCUAUGCUGUCACUGUCGCGGCGCCGAUCAGACGUGCGGAACGUCGCGAAAGGCGUCACUACCGGCGAGCAACAGUUUGACGGCACCCUUACCACCGCCGCCACCCCCGGUCCCUGCAGCGCCGAAUCCACUAACUGCAACGAGCGGUAGCGGUUUUGUUCUGCCGCCGCCGCCCCCGCCACCACUUUUCGCCAACGUCGCCACGUCCGAUGCACCGAUGGAGCCGCCGAUGCCGCCACCCCUACGCGUGUCUCCCGUCGCACGCGCACCUACCCCCGAGCCACCCAGUAAUCAUGCCAAGCUGCUGCCGCAACAAGAAAUUCCUACCCCUAGAACGAAGAUGAAGACCAUCAACUGGAACAAAAUACCUAAUCACAAGGUAAUUGGCAAACGGAACAUCUGGUCCCUCGUCGCGAAUGAUCAUCAGAAUUCUCCAAUGGCAGAUCUAGAUUGGGCCGAAAUGGAGGGCUUAUUCUGCCAACAAGCACCGCCGAUGAUACCAGCAACCUAUUCGACUUCUUGCGGUACUGGCGCUGAUGUCGAACGACGUCGUCGAGAACCGACAGAGAUCGCGUUGCUCGACGGAAAGAGGAGCCUGAACGUAAACAUUUUUCUAAAGCAGUUUCGAAGUUCAAACGAGGACAUUAUCCAACUGAUCAAGGAGGGUGGUCACGAUGAUAUCGGCGCGGAGAAGCUGCGUGGUCUGCUGAAAAUAUUGCCGGAGGUGGACGAGCUCGAGAUGCUCAAGGGCUUCGAUGGCGACAAGUCGAAGCUCGGUAACGCUGAGAAGUUCUUUCUGCAGCUUAUUCAAGUGCCAAAUUAUAAGUUACGCAUCGAGUGCAUGCUGCUGAAGGAAGAAUUUGCCGCGAAUAUGAGUUACUUGGAGCCAAGUAUCAACUCGAUGAUCUUGGCCGGUGAGGACCUCAUGACGAACAAGCCCCUGCAGGAGGUGCUGUACAUGGUCCUCGUCGCUGGUAACUUUCUCAACUCAGGCGGCUAUGCUGGCAAUGCAGCGGGUGUGAAGCUGUCCUCGUUGCAGAAGCUAACGGAAAUUCGCGCGAACAAGCCAGGGAUGAAUCUAAUACACUACGUAGCAUUGCAAGCCGAGAGAAAACGGAAGGAUUUAUUAAGCUUUGCAAAGGAUAUAACUGCCCUCGAAGCAGCGACAAAGACAACGAUCGAACAACUGACGAACGAAUUUAACAGCUUGGAUACGAAGAUUAAAAAGAUCAAAAAUCAAAUUCAGCUCUCUUCGACCGAAGACGACAUACAGGAGCAGAUGGCACAGUUUCUUCAAAUGGCCGAGCGAGAAAUGGCACAAUUGAAGAGGGAUAUGGAGGAGCUCGAAGGAGUGAGACGAUCUCUCGCAGAAUUCUUCUGCGAGGACACAAACACAUUUAAGAUCGAAGAGUGCUUCAGGAUAUUCCAUCAGUUCUGCCAGAAGUUCAACCAGGCAGUCGCGGAGAAUGAGAGACGCCGCAUCCAAGAGGAGCAGGUCCUGGCGCGUCGCAAACAGCGCGAGGAGCAAUUGCUGGCAAGAAAACGACUGCUGAGCAAUCAAGCGGAGAUCCCGGGCUCGGAAUCUGAAUCUAACUUGAUGGACUAUGGGCUUUUCGAUUUCCACACCGGUUUACCUCAGAGAAAUUAUAGCCGCGGAGAGGCCAAGAUAAGAAGGUUGCAGAAUAGCGGUGUCACGUCGGACGAAGACGUCUCCGUCAUUGGAUCGCCGAGCAUCCGACGUCGUUUAGGAUCGUGUUCCGGCGGUCCCGAUCAACAAUCUACCAAAGAAGACACAUAUUCACCAGAUAUCACGCCUAACGGCACGCUUCGUCGGCGCAGAAGUAGAAUACCCUGCGAGGAUGACGACGGAAAUCUGAUGGACUUCUUACGAACCUCCGGACAGGAUAAUACACGAGAGAGAAAAUCAUGGGGAAGUUUAGAUCGAUCGUGGGCGCGGAGAGCUCGCGGACAAUCGCGAAGAGGGGAUCUGUUAAACGCCGAUUUUUCGGGAGAUCGGGAACGACCGAGCUCGCCGUCUCCUCUCGCGGAAAGUAAACCAUUCCUGCAAGAGGAGGAAGCGAAGCCAACUGGGAAAGCCUGGCGACAGAAGAUUGAGGCAUGGCUGUCGGAAAACGAGAAAGAAGAUCGUGCGGGCGAGCAACUCCAGAGAAGAGCGAAGCAACUGCAUCAAGCAAACCGACGAUCCUUCGAAGACUCGGAAAGUGAAGGCAAGAGCCCGAUGAAUACCCUGGCAGAAGAUCAAACUAUGCUGGAAGGAAGAGGAUUCUCCGAAGUUUACGACUGGCGACCGUCCGUUGAGAAAACAGACGUGAUGCGCACGAUGGAGGCCAUUGAAGAAGCUCAACCGCUGUCGUCCCAGGACAAGUCUCCCUGGCGAAAGUCGAGCUUGAACGUUCCAAAUAGUACGGAAGAGGCUGAUCCGCGUUAUUCCCGUAGAUAUAGAUCGAGACCCAGCACAGAGAGCGCUCUAAUGCCGAGCACUCUGCAGGCAAUUAGAGAAGAGGACAGGAAGAAGAACAAGAUCAGUGACGCGAUAAAUUUAGAUACCCAGGACGAGUUGACGAUCUACCUCCGGCAGCCGUAUACCGGAACGCAAGCGCCGGCGACCCGGCGAUUCUCCAAACUCGGCAGAAAGGCCACGGACGAAGAAAGAGUCAGCGAUAAGAUCGAGAUCGAUUCGGACAACAUCGAGACACCACCAGCAACCAGACGAUUGUUCAGUCCGCCGAAAGAAGUAAAACCCGUGGAGAAAGAACCCUGCAAGAGGGAACGUUGUAGCAGCUCCCUCCAAAAUCGAGAAACAAAGACCGCGAUAUCGAAACCAAUCGGGGUUAGCACAGAUCUCAGUGUUGGUAACUUUGAUAGAUACUCGGCGACACGACGAACUCGCAGGUAUAAGAAAACUCAAGAUCCUACGGGAGACAAGGAUAAAUCGGACGUGUCGAAUCUCGAAUUGGUUUACGAUAAUAAGUCAACGGUGCAGCGACCUAACACCCUCUACUUGGCCAAUGAGGAGACCCGCCACGAGGACACGGACGCUAUGCUACGCGUCUGGCAGGACAAGCUGAAGCGGCGUGACACCUCUUCGUCGUCGUCGCGCGACAUUGAUGCUGCGUUAGCAGAGAUCGCACGUUCUGGUGAAGACCUUCAGCAUCUGUCGCACCCCGCGUCAACAACAGCUACGUCGACGACAAUGGGCCACAGGAGCUCGCGACUUCCGGUCAGCCAACCGCCGCCGGUAGUAGCGGUGACCAAUACCGUGUUGAGCCCGGUGAUGCAGGAGUCGCGACCGCGCGAGCCUAUCACGGUGCUCACCGAGCGGGCAGUGACGAGUCGCGAGCGUCAUCGGAGCAUGAUCGAUCCGAGCCAGGUGAAGGAAGCAGUUCGUUUGACCAGCAACCCACCCAGUCAAGUGAACCAGGACCAAGAAGUCGUCAACGGCUUUCCGCGAAACGACGGAAGCUCGCCGCGAGAUCGGAAGACCGAACAGAACGACACGCCCAAGAUCGUAGAAGAGGAGAAGCGCGCGGAUCUAAAGUCCAUCGGGGACACGAGAGAGCUCGAAAAGGAUAUCGGAUCCGCGGAAGAUCCACGCGGCGAUCGAUCGACGACUCGACAGAACUCCACGUUCCGCAGCCGAUUCAUCCCUGACAUAAGUGUGACAUCGUCACCGCCGUCGUCCGGCAAGAGCAGGGAUCAGGAGUUGAACGACGAGGGCUUCGAAGAGACGCAGAGCCUCGUGUCGGAGACCUUGAGCCAGGAGACGUCCUCGGGCAAUUACGAGACGGACACUCACGACUCGACGCGAUGCUCGCCGGCGGAACUGGGUGGCUACGGUGGCGAACAGCGUCGACGUAGCGCCAUUACGGUGGACGAUAACAUGGAUGGUCGAAGAUCAUCCGUCGACAAGUUACUGAUGCCGACUUCCGCCGCCGGUAAGACAUUCGACAAGAAGAUGGCCGCGAGGAGCGCAUCAGAAAAAUCCAGCUUCUUGCCGAAGCGCACUGCGAGCGUAAAGCGCGAGUCCUCCGCGUUGAGGAAGACCGAGUCUCUGAAGAGAACCUCUAACGUUGCCCCAUUGAACGAUACGGGAAUGUCGAGAGGCGAGGUGCAACGUUCCGGUUCUAGAAGCAGCUUGCGCAGUUCGCGGAGCUCGUUGAACAGCGCGACGUCUGUGAACACGGUGCGGAAUCUGGCCGCGAAUCACGCGCAUCUGCGGAGCUACACCUCGGCCAUCCGAGCGUUGACCAAUGAUCUGAGAAAGAACAGUUCAUCGAGUAAUCCGCAGCCGCCGAAAGAUGCGGCCGACAAGAGACGACCGAGUCCUCGUCAGAUUGGCGUCAGCAGGAUACCCGCCAGUAGAAGUAGCAGUAGCGGCAGCAGCGUCGGACCGGCAGUGAGGAAUAUUCGAAACGUACCCGAGGUGGUAGCUGGCAUGCCAAAGGUCACAAGGGGCCGACCGAUCACCUCGCGUAGCAGCAGCAGCGGAAGCAGCGUCGGUCAGCAAUCAAUCUUAGGAAGUCGACCGCUUUCCGGUGAUAAGACGUCUGCAACGAAGAGCAGAUUGAUGCAGCCACGAGUCGGCUUGAAGAGUCACAGCUUUAUGAGGCCUACGGCCGCCAGCGUCAACAAAGGUUCUACGCCAAACUUGCCGAAGAGUAUCAAAGUUAUGAUCAAGUGAUAAUUCUCAUUGAUAAAGAAAGAAUGUUUUGUAUCCAUCGUUGACAAUUGAAAAUCGAGAAAGACUUUCAAUUGUGAUAUACAUUUAACAAUCGCAUUAGAAUUAACAAACGGUUAGUGUUACGCAAGAUCAGCUGCAUCCGGAGUCUGAUAGUUGAUACUAAGCUGUAAACUGUAAGGACAAUUAACGAUUUCGACGGACAGCUCGAGUUGUUGAUAAUUAAUGUUAUCGUAAGGUAGAUCCGCAAGAUUAGAUAAAAAUUGUUAUUCUCGCUUACUACGUCGCCUCACAAUUGUUAAACUAAAUUAAGUAAGACUAUUAUCAUUUAGUUAUGUACGCCAUUACCAACCAAACGAUGCUCGAAUAAGAGGAAAAUAAUCAAAUCUCUCUAGCUUUAUCGCGCGCGACAUUCACGUUAUAUAACCAAGGAAAGAAAAUGCUCCCGUUUUUUACAUCUAGCGCUAAAAAUUGGAGAAGGUUUUCCUUUCAAUAGCCUAGAGAACAUAUUUAUAUGAGGUAUAUAUGUAACAUACUCGACUAAUGUGCAUGUACGAUAUAUUAUACAUAUAAUUCUUACUGUUAACAAGGAUAAAUAUAUAUAGUAAAAUAUAUGUCCGACAAAUAAAUUAACAUAUUACACGAUAAUGCAAUUCGACAUUCGAUAUAGAAAAACCGCGCACGACGAUAUUAAAUAAACUUACAAUUAACUAUACAUACUUUACGAAAAAAAAGAAUUAGCGCAAUUAGGUGAAAUUUGUUGAACUUAUUGUAAACACGAUUAAUUGUAAACACGAGUAAUCCGCAUAUUGCACUAUCUUUUAUAUGUACGUACUUUAUGCACUGUAUUCGACAAGAAAUAUCUACAUAUUUUAUGUACAAAAA
Molecule: messenger RNA, 6490 nt
Organism: Wasmannia auropunctata (little fire ant)
Lineage: Eukaryota; Metazoa; Arthropoda; Insecta; Hymenoptera; Formicidae
Gene: form3
Exons: 26
Coding region: 203-5608 (1801 amino acids)
Biological process (GO): cellular component organization
Molecular function (GO): actin binding
Source: RefSeq, a predicted model, not a curated record